Messenger RNA from Trematomus bernacchii (emerald rockcod), 2627 nucleotides. It is a transcript of the gene serbp1a, whose product is annotated as SERPINE1 mRNA binding protein 1a. Bases 113 to 1354 code for a protein of 413 amino acids. The record is from RefSeq and is a predicted model, not a curated record. Gene Ontology annotation, molecular function: mRNA 3'-UTR binding. The transcript has 9 exons. Gene Ontology annotation, cellular component: cytoplasm; nucleus. NCBI's taxonomy places the organism in Eukaryota, Metazoa, Chordata, Actinopteri, Perciformes, Nototheniidae.
GCGCCGGAAGAGAAGAAGGUCCUUUUCCCAGCCAUCUUGUGGCUUCAUCUAGCGAAGUGUUCGCACCAAGCCUCGUAGAAUCGGAGUAAAAUCCUGCUGAAGGGGCUCCAUCAUGCCCGGACAAAUGCAAGAAGGUUUUGGCUGUGCCAUUGCCAAUCGGUUCGACCAGUUAUUUGACGAUGAGUCGGAUCCCUUCGAGCUGCUAAAGCAAGCCGAAGCAAAGAAGAAGGAGGCUCCUGUUCCUGGUGCCGCCAAGACUUCAGCAGCCCAGGCUGCCAAGCAGCCGAAAAAGGAGUCCCAAAAAGACAGAAAAGUCCCACUGGGUGAUAAGAAGGAGGAGAGCCAGGCACCUGUCCCACUUAAGAAAGAUGGUCCUGCCAUCAGGAGAAUGGGCCGCAAGCCGGAGGGCGAAGGCUUCAGACCCCAGGUCGGUCAGGGAGAGGGGCGCCCCCCCACAGACAGAAGGCCUGUGGACAGGCGGCCCCCACGCCGCUUCGAGAGGCCUGCUGGUGACGCUGGAGAGAAGCCCGAGGGAGGCGAAUUCUCAGUGGAAAAACCCAUUGGUGAUCGGCCGAUGCGAGGACGCGGCGGCGGAGGACCAAGAGGGGCCCCCCGUGGCGGCAGCAGAGGCCGAGGCAUGGGUCGCACCGAUGGCUUUGACUCCCGAGGAAAACGUGAAUUUGACCGACACAGUGGCAGUGACCGAACUAGUAGUCUGAAAGGUGAGGAGAAGCGCGGAGGAAGUGGAUCUCACAACUGGGGCACCGUCAAGGAUGAUGUUAACGAGCUCGACCAAUCAAACGUUACUGAGGAGAACCCUGAAGGCGAGGAACAUCCACCUGCUGACUCUGAGAACAAAAGGGAGAAUGAGGUUGAGGAAGUGAAGGAAGAAGGCCCCAAGGAGAUGACUCUGGACGAAUGGAAGGCCGUGCAGGACAAGGAGCGAGCCAAGGUGGAGUUCAACAUCCGCAAGGCCAACGAGGGCGCUGAUUGGAACAAAGGCUUCGUGCUGCACAAGUCCAAGGCAGAAGAAAAGAAAGAGGAGGUUAUUGACCCUGAAAUUGAGGAGCUCAAGCUCGAUGAUGAGCACCACUUCCGGAAGCCAGCCAAUGACAUCACGUCCCAGCUGGAGAUCAAUUUCGGAGAUCUGGGCCGCCCAAGCCGCGGACGCGGUGGACCACGUGGUGGUGGUGGUGGUCGGGGUGGUCGUGGGCGAGGCGGCCCCGGCGGACCCCCCGGACCUCCCCCUCCUGGAGCCGAGGCCCCCAGGCCAAUCCGCGGAGGAAGGACUGACAAGUCAUCUGCGUCUGUGCCCAACGUGGACGACCCAGAAGCCUUCCCAGCUCUGGCUUAAGACCGGCUGCGGCCCCUCAGGCCCACAGGAGCCCCCUGAGCACCUCCACUACGAGGCUUGCAUGUUCCUGGAUCCUUCAGCAAAGUAAAAUGAUGGAGAAGACUGUCAUUAACUAUGGCACUCAAAGUGAGGACUGAGUUUUACCCAAUAAAAACAAAACGAAGAUGGAAAAAAAAACAGAAAUUAACAAAAAAAAAACAAAAAAAGAAAAGGACUUCUUGCUACUCUGGAGCAACUUAUUGGUAGAGGUUUUGUACUUGGAAACAAAGUAGCAGGGAUGUUUUCAUACAGUAUUUUUUUCAGAGGUUAUGCAUUGUCCAUUGAUGAAUAUUUGUAAUUGCUGCUUGAAUAUAUGCAUUUCGAAAUGUAAGCAUAAGAAGGGUGUUUUUCGCUUGGUGUGAGCCAUCGCUUGCUCGCUUUAAAAUAGGCACUGUAGGGCUCCAACCCAAGCUCAUAAGCUCUGCCACACCAAGUCUUUCUGAUGAAGUUAGAGCUUCACGGAUACGAGUUUUUUUUCUUUAGCACUGGGAUAUUGUUUUAUAUUUUUUACAGGAGGUCUAUUCUUCUAUGAUCUUUGACCUGUAAAUCUUGACUAUUUUCAUACGGUGCAAACAGGACACUCUGAUCGAGCGUUGCUCCCCACAUUUGAUUGCAUCGAGGAAAUGACGCCUAAAUCUGUAUUAAGGUUAUUUUGUACUGAUGUUCUAAUGGAGGAAUAUUUGGUCAUUUUUGAGGAACACAUUGCUGAUUACUCUCCCAAAUUUGCAUUGAUCCUGAGAUGUUUGUCAGAUGGAUCAAUUUGAAGCCCAAAGUUAUUCCAUGCUUUCCGAUUUCGGAGGUUUUCGGGGCACUAGUCACCAUCUUAGUAUCUGUUCCUACCUGCCCAUUUCAUCUUAGGUUACAGCCAUGUGCAAGUCAAUGAAUGCCUUUUUGUUUUACUUUAAAGAGUGAUACGUAGAGGAAGUGUCUUUACACAGUUGAGACGCGGCUGUAGUCUUCUGGAAGCCUUCAGACCUUGUCCGACUGUUUACACACUCCACUCCAAGCAUCCUUCAGCCCAGUUUCAGUUUGUUUUUGCAGCCUGUACUGUGCAUAUCUUUUCCUCCACUGUUGACUUGCCCUGUAGCUUCCACUGUGGCACCACUGCAUAAUUGCUCUGAAAGAAAUACAGUCGUUCAUUGUGUGGAACAACUGAAGUGCUCUACAAAUGUGUGAAUUCUAGCCCUGCUAUUAGAGACCUCUGUCGGUAAAUAAAGAUGGUCGGUAAAUCUUU